Messenger RNA from Ilex paraguariensis (yerba mate), 621 nucleotides. The record is from the annotation of a GenBank genome assembly. NCBI's taxonomy places the organism in Eukaryota, Viridiplantae, Streptophyta, Magnoliopsida, Aquifoliales, Aquifoliaceae.
AUGUCAUUCUCAGCCAACCCCUUAUCUCUGAGCGUUCCCGAAUCCGCGUUCGACUCAUGGUUAAGAGACUGCGGCUACCUUGAAAUCCUCGACCAACGAACCUUUGACCUCCACCGCCUCUCCACCACCACCACCACCACCACUUCCUUCUACUCCUCCGCCACCACCACUAGCUCUGCUACCAUAAUCAGUGGUAGAUUCUUUAUAUCGAUUUUUUCAUACAUCGAAACCUUACUCUCUCUCUUCACUUUCAAUUCCUUCUCCAAGCUCACCUCCGACGACUUCUCAGGCGAUACGCGCUCCUGGACUUAUCGAGUUAUUGGUUCUUCUGACUCCUACUUGUUCCCUUCAUCGACCUCUCAGGCUUGGUUGAGAGUCCACGAAAAUGUCAAGCGCUUUCCUCGCAAUUAUGCCUCUCUAUUCAUCCUCUUCUUCGUUUGCUCUGUGUAUCAAAUGCCUCUUGCUCUUGCUGGGAUGAUAUCAUGUUUGGCGCUUUGGUAUCUGUUCGGAUAUUGGGGUGAUCGAUGGGGAUUGGAUCGAUAUCCUUUAUUUCAACUGAACUUGGUUCGAGUUGCUCAAUGUUGUGAGUUUGUUCAUCUUUUGUUACUUCAUUUUCCUUGA